Molecule: messenger RNA, 1950 nt
Organism: Aspergillus ibericus CBS 121593
Lineage: Eukaryota; Fungi; Ascomycota; Eurotiomycetes; Eurotiales; Aspergillaceae
Exons: 4
Coding region: 94-1785 (563 amino acids)
Cellular component (GO): membrane; endoplasmic reticulum
Molecular function (GO): long-chain fatty acid-CoA ligase activity
Source: RefSeq, a predicted model, not a curated record
CGCCAUCUCACCCCGGCUGAGAAGAAGAGGACAACUUCUCCAAUCCAUUGUGGUGGAUGUCCGACGCACUUCGAUAGAUACGACUCCCUCAUCAUGGACUCCAAUACGUCCAUUGUGGCCAAGCUUGAUGCCCUCGUGGCCGAGCUGCUGGCUGACUGGAACAUUUACACCACAUUGAUCGCGGGCGGCAUUGUCGCCUUCCUCGUCUUCUCCUUCGUCACGUCCAAAGAUACUGAUAUCCAUCCGUUUCUUCUCGCUCGUCAGUCGACUGCUUUCCCCGUCCGACAGCCUGGUGAAACGGCCCAAUACCGCAGUCUCGAGACUCCGCAUGGUUUCCCUCUCCGAUCCGGACUCAACGUCAAGGACCCUGGAGCUCCGAGAUGGACAAGUGGCAGAAAGGGUGACCUACGUGAUAUCUGGAAGGCUGCGGUGCGGGGCACAGUGGAAGAGGAUGGUCGAGUCACCGGUAAACAAGGCAAGAUCUAUACCGUUCUUGGGAGAAAAGCGAUCGAGCAUUCGUUGGAGCAAGUUACUCAAGAAAUGAACGUCAUUGGCAGUCGCCUGCAAUCCUCCAAGGUGAACACGGUUGCCAUCUGUCUGACGGACUCGGUUGAGCUGCUGGCUGCUAUCUUCGCGGGCGCUUUCUACGGACUCAAGACGAUCAUCAUCCCCCACAACCUGGACGCAGAAUCGCUCUCGACUCUUCUGAAGGAGUCUCAAGCGGAAGCUCUUAUUGCCGAGGCCGGCGCUCUCGACCUGUCUCUCGUCGCCAAGGGAAAUGAUCAGCUCUCGCAGGUUAUCUGGGUCGCGAAACUUGGGAGCAGGCAUAUGGAUUGGAACGAUGUUCCCGAGGAUGUCAAGGGUACUCUGGAGGUGGGUGUCUGGCACGAACUGGUUGAGGCGAAGAAGGAUUUGGCUGGACUUGAGGUUCCUACCUGGGACCCAAGCUCUCCUACGCCUUCGGUGACCACCGUCUGGCCGUCCAAGUCGUCCGCAGGCGAGUUCGUCGAGUAUCAGCCCGAGAACCUGGUUUCGGGUAUUGCUGGCCUCAUGUACUCUAUCCCUCGUCCCCAGCGGAUCAGCCCCAGCGAUCUCGUUCUCUCGAUUGACUCACUUUCGCGCUCGUACCCUCUGUGCCAGAUCAUGACUGCAUUGUACUCCAAUGCGUCCGUUGCUCUCAACUCGGUUGCUGGCGAGAGUGUCGAUUUUGCUCUCGCCACUGUUGGAGUGUCUCCGACUGUCAUUGUUGCCUCUUCUCGCACCAUGUCUGAUUACCACAGCAAAUUCAUGAAGCCGCACUCCGGCUUUAUCUCCCGGUUCUCUCGUUGGAUCCAGGUGCGAAGCUUGGAUUCCGGGUACAUGCCAUCGCAUGGCGUGCUGAACCAGGUGGCUAACGUCGGGCCCACCGCCGAACUCUCCCUGGACAAGCUGCGUCUGUUGUGCGUCUCUCACCGCGUCGAUGCCGAUCCCGAGGUUCAGUUGGACUAUGAGCAACUUGCCGACCUCCGCAUCCUCACUGGAGCACGUGUCGUGUACGCCUUGAGUGGUCCCGGAGUUGCGGGAGCCGUGUUCCAGACCAACGUCUUUGACUACCGUCGCUUCAAAGGCGCGAGCCACUUUGGCGCGCCUCUGAGCAGUGUGGAAGUUGUGUUGACUGAGGUGCCGAAAGAUGCCACAAUCGAGGAGGGACAGAUCACUGUCUCCGGUCCUUCUGUCAUCUCUGGUAAGACCGCGCUGGCAGGAAGAGCUCGCAUCCGCGAUGACAACACGUUCCAGCUCCUGUAAUCACUUGUCCAGCACAUGCGCGUUUGAGCGUUUAUUCCGGGAUUCUUUCCUUUCCUCAUUGCCACCUCGAUCAAAAUUCUCAUCAUUGCAUCAUGUUGGAGAUAGCACAUAGUUUAGUUUCAUAUCAGGACAAUGAAAAUGGCAUCUAUUUCAAAUACAGAUAGA